This is a messenger RNA of Guillardia theta CCMP2712, 657 nucleotides long. RefSeq lists its product as hypothetical. The coding region runs from base 78 to 626 and encodes 182 amino acids. Lineage: Eukaryota; Cryptophyceae; Pyrenomonadales; Geminigeraceae. The record is from RefSeq and is a predicted model, not a curated record. The transcript is spliced from 6 exons.
UGCCAAGGGAAGACCCAAGGGGAGUGGUCGACCCAAAGACAGGUACAGGAGUUGUCAUCUCACGAAACGUGGUGGACAUGCAUAGAAUGAUGCCCCUCCCCUGGUAUGACGAGUCGUCUACCAUCCAGAAUCAGAGGAAUGCUCUUCGAAUCCAGAAUGGCCCCAACACAGCAACGGGAGGAUCUCCCGCGAAGCUAGAGGGCCUCGGGAUCAAUGUCGACGACGAUCCUUUGCAGGUUUACUCGGUCGAAGGCGACAGGCAAGACAAUGCCAGGCUCAAGGAGCAGGGAGUGCGAGUAUCCCACUUUCCUUUCAACAUCUACAAGGCCGUUCCCAACGUCCUGUGGGACAAGACACAGUUCGACGCCAAGACCGAAGAGCCCCGAGCCAUCUGGGACCCGAAGCAAGUUCAGAACUCGGGCGCCAAGUUGGAGAGGAGGGGAGUGAAAGUGAACUCUGUGCCGCAGCUUCCUCCUUGGUCGGAGGAGGUGAAGGGGGAGAGCCGCUCCUACGUCGACGGGAUGUUCGACCGAUCCAUGGAUGUCUCACAAGCUCAUUCAGAUUUCAUCGAAUCGUCACCAGAUGGUCAACCGCUGCAUCCUUUCCUCAACGGCGAGGUCUUCUAACCCAUGUACCUGUGUAUAUUUCUCUACCUCU